Messenger RNA from Labrus mixtus (cuckoo wrasse), 2898 nucleotides. RefSeq names its product cytosolic 5'-nucleotidase 1B. Gene Ontology annotation, cellular component: cytosol; cytoplasm. Gene Ontology annotation, biological process: adenosine metabolic process; nucleotide metabolic process. Bases 161 to 949 code for a protein of 262 amino acids. The transcript is spliced from 6 exons. NCBI's taxonomy places the organism in Eukaryota, Metazoa, Chordata, Actinopteri, Labriformes, Labridae. The record is from RefSeq and is a predicted model, not a curated record. Gene Ontology annotation, molecular function: nucleotide binding; 5'-nucleotidase activity; magnesium ion binding.
GCACAUCAGGCGGAACCCGAACAGGCAGUUCUCUGUUUCUGGGGGCAAUAUGAAGUAAGUUUGAUAGGAGUUUCCGUGGAAGUAUUUGGAAACAUACCGGUGGAUUUCCCUGUUGAAACCUGCAGAUUAUAUCCAGCAGAGUUUCAGCGGAGAGGAGGACAUGGCCUCCACCAUCCAGAACACCGACGUAAAACAGAAAGAUGCUGAUCGGGCGGUGGUUGUGGCCGUGACGUCCCGUGAAGUGUUUAAAAAUGGACCCGAUGAUGGCGGUGAAAUAUUGGAAAUAGACGAGUCUCACCUGCUGCUGAAGUUACUGCACCGAGUUAAUGAACGUUUGGAGGAGGAAAAUCCUGAAGAGCCUCUCCUGUUUGAUGUCAUCCUGAUCACCACGGACAGCCAGCGGCAGCAGCAGAGCUCCCGCAUCAUCAGCAGCACGAAACAUUACGGUCUUGAAAUCAGCAGGUUCUGUUUCGCCAGCGAGGACGAUUUCGCCGAGGGUUUGCAGAAAAAUAACGUGCAGCUCUUCUUGACGACAGACAGGAACGAGGCGUCGCAGGCAGCGCAGAAAGGUGUUCUCUCGGCGCUGCUGGACCAGCGGGUAGCGUUCUCUCCGUCAGACCAGCUCAGAGUAAUGUUCUGUGAGGACGCUGUCAUCCAGCCUGACUCUGGACAUACGCCGGCGAGCACCGAACGGGCCGUUCAGAGUUUCGCGGCUCAGAUGGGUGAGAUGAGGCGGAGGUUCAGGCUGAGCGACAGCCCUCUCAGCUUCAUCCUGGUGACGCUGCACGGCGGCAGGGACCGCUGCGCCGACUCCCUGCUGACGCUACGCUCCAGCGGUCUGAGCGUGGACGAGGCGUACUGCCUGGCCGGGGCGCCUCGAGGUCCAAUCCUGUCGGUGCUGCAGCCUCACUUCAUGAUCAGCAUCAGCUCCAGUGGCCUGGAGAAGUGAUGACAUGACGACAGGACGUCAUGAUGUCUCAUGAUCUCACAAAGAACAUCGCUGUAAGUGUGUCCCAAAUCAGGUGCUGCAUCCUUCAGAAGGCGAAUUACAAGACAGGUAAUGUCACAGAGGCGUGUUACCGGCUGUCCUAUGUCCAAGGCUACUUCAAAUUUGACCAAAUAGCCGUCCUACUUUUUCAUGGCCCGAUGAAUCUGGAGAUCCAUUGCAUGCCAAUACAAAGGAGCUGGCAGACUCAAAGCAGCCAAUAAUAAUGUAAUGGAUUUCAUCUCAAUCAAAAGCUCCCAAUUAGUUAUGUUAACCAGUUCUGGUACAGCUGUUGAGGUUGCUAAGAGACAGGAGCUGAGCUUGGUAACAAAAGUGUAGGACAGCUGGUGACGCUGACAGUCUUAUUUCAGUUUGGGUUAGCCUGUGAAGGAUGCUUCCUCUGAACUGAGACACAGCUUCUGUCUUUAAAAACAAGCUGCCAAAUAUGAAACUGGAAGUUUAACAGCUCAUCCAACAAAUCUUCUCCGCUCAUUGAGCAAUAAGUGUACCAAAGUGAGGCCCCGCCCACCACAGAAACUAAAACCACAGGAUUUGUCAUUGUUACACUUCAGGAGUCUCUUCAGAUCAUGAACCUUUGAGGUGCAAAAUUACAUUAUGAGAUGUUAAAUAAUCAGAAGACGCAAAUAAGUAACUGUGCAAUGGAACAAUUUAAGGAAAACCAAUUAUGUCACAAACAAAAGGAAAUAUGAGCUUUCACUUAAACACUGUUAUUGUUGGACAUUUGUCCCUUAAAGGUGACAAUUUCAACCAGUUGAAAAAAGUCUCAGAGCUCCUCAAAACAUGUGUGUGAAGUUUCUUGUUCUAAAUCCACUCUGAUCCUGUAUUUGAUCAUGCCUAUGAACCCCUCUAUUUCAGCCCUGCUCAGAACAGACUGUUUCUGUGUCUGUACCUUUAAAUAUGUAAAUGAGAUGUUUCUGACCACGCCCCCCUCUCUGGAAGGGCUUGGGUGUACUCGGUCUUUCUUGCGCCAUGUCCUAUUGUUUACAAUGAGAAGGCAGACUCAGAGGGCAGAACAAACACCUAGCUGUGGGAGUGUCACCCACCUGGGGGAGGGGUUACUGCCCUUUGUGAUGUCAUGAAGGGAAAAUCUCCAAACAGCCUGUUUGAGCACACAUUUUCUGAAAAGUGGAGCAGGCAAAAGACGGAGAGGAUGAACUUUUCUCAUCAUUGGGGGGUUUGUAGACAGACUUGGGACACAUAUUAGAGUUAGAAAAACAUGGUGAAGUGUAUUUUGCAUAUGUGACCUUGAAAACAUUUAACAUUAAAGUGGGCCUACAGUAAUGGAGUCCAAAUAAAUUCUCCUUCCACUUGAAGGCCAUAAUUUGUAAAGCAAAAAACUUGUGGGAACACUACAUGUAUUCAUUGUUAAAAAAAGAUAUAUCUUGAAGACUAAAGACACAUAUUAGUGUUAGAGAAACAUGGUGAGCUGUAUUUAGCAUGAUAUGUUACUUUAAAGCUGUUAACAGGGUCUGUUAGUCUUCUAUAGCUGUGUCAAUCUAACCAAUCCUAAGGUUUAAUUUUUCUGUUACUUUCUGGUUACCUGCAGCACCUGUUUGUUUGUUUACUCUGCUACUACUGCUCUUUUUCUUACUUUUAGCACAGUUCCAAAAACCUUCAACUCCUUAAAUCCACUUCACGUGUCUCGUCCAUGUGGUAGACGAUGUGGUAGUUGUGAGCGAGUGUUUGUUGACUUUUUUUUUUUUUCUUCUGAGAACUGUAUGAAAAAGUGUAUAUGGUCAGUGAGAUGUAUAUCCUGUAAAAAAAAAAAGCUUGAUAUCAUGUGAGCACAAGUUAAAUCUUAAGUGAGAGGGUUUUCUCACAUCUGUGGUCUUAAGAUGUGGUUUUAGAAGAAAAUCAUUAUAUUAAAUAUUAAAAGGGAAAGUGGAAAUAUU